Molecule: messenger RNA, 2721 nt
Organism: Mobula hypostoma (lesser devil ray)
Lineage: Eukaryota; Metazoa; Chordata; Chondrichthyes; Myliobatiformes; Myliobatidae
Product: serine-rich adhesin for platelets-like
Exons: 18
Coding region: 1-2721 (906 amino acids)
Cellular component (GO): nucleus
Source: RefSeq, a predicted model, not a curated record
AUGGUCUUCGAGUUCGAGUUCGAGUUCGAUUUCGAGCUUGAGUUUCACUUCGAUUUCGAUUUCGAGAUCGAGUUCGAGUUCGAGUUCGGGUUCGCGUUCGACUUAGAUUUCGAGUUCCACUUCGAAUUGGAGUUCGACUACGAGUGCGACUUCGAAUUCGAUUUCGAGUUGAGUUCGAAUUCGAGAUCGAGUUCGACUUCGAUUUCAUAUGAGUUCGAAUUCGAGUUCCACUCCGAGUUGGUGUUCGACCUUGAGUUCGACUUCGAAUUCGCCUUUGAGAUCGAGUUCGUGUUCGAGUUCGGGUUCGAUUUGAAGAUCGAGUUCUACUUGGAUUUCGAGUUCGAUUUCGACCUCGAGUUCGAGUUCGAUUUGAAGAUCGAGCUCGACUUGGAUUUCGAGUUCCAGUUCGAAUUGGAGUUCGACUACGAGUGGGACUUCGAAUUCGAGAUCGAGUUCGACUUCGAUUUCGAGUUCGAGUUCCACUUCGAGUUCCACUUCGAGUUCGACUUCGAAUUCGACUUCGAGUUCGGCUACGAGUUCGGCUUCGAGUUCGACUUCGAUGGACAAAACAUCCCUCUCGUGUUUGUGGAUUUCUUGGAGUUCGACUACGAGUGGGACUUCGAAUUCGAGAUCGAGUUCGACUUCGAUUUCGAGUUCGAGUUCCACUUCGAGUUCCACUUCGAGUUCGACUUCGAAUUCGACUUCGAGUUCGGCUACGAGUUCGGCUUCCAGUUCGACUUCGAUUCGACUACGAGUGCGACUUCGAAUUCGAUUUCGAGUUCGAGUUCGAAUUCGAGAUCGAGUUCGACUUCGAUUUCGAGUUCGAGUUCGACUUCGACUUCGAGUUCGACUUCGAGUUCGACUUCGAGUUCCACUUUGAGUUGGAGUUCGACUACGAGUGGGACUUCGAAUUCGAGAUCGAGUUCGACUUCGAUUUCAAGUUCGACUUCCAAUUCGAGUUCCACUUCGAGUUGGAGUUCGACUUCGAAUUCGAGUUCCAUUUCGAGUUGGAGUUCGACUACGAGUGGGACUUCGAAUUCGAGAUCGAGUUCGACUUCGAUUUCGAGUUCGAGUUCCACUUCGAGUUCCACUUCGAGUUCGACUUCGAAUUCGACUUCGAGUUCGGCUACGAGUUCGGCUUCGAGUUCGACUUCGAGUUCGAGAUCGAGGUCUUCGAGUUCGAGUUCGAGUUCGAUUUCGACUUCGAGUUGCACUUCGAGUUCCACUUCGAGUUCGACUUCGAAUUCGACUUCGAGUUCGGCUACGAGUUCGGCUUCGAGUUCGACUUCGAGUUCGAGUUCGACUUCGAGUUCGACUUCGAGUUCGACUUCGAGUUCCACUUCGAGUUGGAGUUCGACUUCGAAUUCGAGUUCCAUUUCGAGUUGGAGUUCGACUACGAGUGGGACUUCGAAUUCGAGAUCGAGUUCGACUUCGAUUUCGAGUUCGAGUUCCACUUCGAGUUCGACUUCGAAUUCGACUUCGAGUUCGGCUACGAGUUCGGCUUCGAGUUCGACUUCGAGUUCGAGAUCGAGGUCUUCGAGUUCGACUUCGAGUUGGACUUUGAGUUCGAGUUCGAGUUCGACUUCGACUUCUAUUUCGAGUUCAACUUCGAUUUCGACUUCGACUUCGAGUUCGACCGAGAGUUCGACUUCGAGUUCAACUUCGAGUUCGAGUUCUUCUAGUUCGAGUUCGACUUCGACUUCGAUUUCGAGUUCUAUUUCGAACUCGAAUUCGACCUCGAGUUCAACUUCGAUUUCGACUUCGACUUCAAGUUCGAGUUCGACUUCGAGUUCGUGUUCGAGUUCAGAGUUGGAGAUCCAGUUCGAGAUCGAGUUCGAGUUUGACUUCGAUUUCGACCUUGAUUUCGACUUCGAGUUCGACUUGAUGCGAAUAUGCGGGCAUUCGAGUUCGACUUCGACUUCUAUUUCGAGUUCUAGUUCGAUCUCGAAUUCGACUUCGCGUUCGACUUCGUGUUCGAGUUCGACCGCGAGUUCGACUUCCAAUUCAACUUCGAAGUUCGAAUUGAUGCGAAUAUGCGGGCAGUGGUCGACUUCGAGCUCGAGUUCGAGGUCUUCGAGUUCGACUUCGACUUCGACUUCGAGCUCGAGUUCGAGUUCGAUUUCGAGUUCUAGUUCGAUCUUUAAUUCGACUUCGAGUUCAACUUCGAUUUCGACUUCGACUUCGAGUUCGAGUUCGACUUCGAGUUCGAGUUCGAGUUCGAUUGGACGAUGCGACUAUGCGGGCAGUGAGCAAAAUAUCUCUCUUGUGUUUGUGAAUCCCUUCCAGUUCGAUCUCGAAUUCGACUUCGCGUUCGACUUCGUGUUCGAGUUCGACCGCGAGUUCGACUUCGAGUUCAACUUCGAGUUCGAGUUCGUCUGCUACUUGGACAUCGAAUUCGACUUCGAGUUGGAGAUGGAGAUCGAGUUGGAGAUCGUUUUCGAGUUCGACUUCGAUUUCGACUUCGAGUUCGACGUCGAUGCGACUAUGCGGGCAUCGAGUUCGAGUUCGAGUUCGACUUCGACUACGAUUUCGAUUUCUGGUUCGAACUCGAAUUCGACGUCGUUUGAUUUCGAUUUCGAGUUCGACUUCGAGUUCGACUUCGAGUUCGGCUUCCAGCUCGACUUUGAGUUCGACUUCGAGUUCGAGAUCAAGUUCGACGUCGAUGGGGGUAUGCGGGCAGUAGGCAAAAUAUUCUUCUCGUGUUUGUGCAUAUCCUACUGA